ACGGCUGGACGGAGGAGUCGAUGCGAAGCCGGGGAGGGAGGCUGCAGGGCUCUCCACCAGGACUACAGCAGAGCCUGGAGAGGCUGAAACCAUGCUUGUCCUUUGGGCGCUGGUGUUUAUUUUAGUCCUGCAAGAGCGAAAUCUUUUAGCUGCUGCAGACCCUGUCAGCGUGUUACCUGGAAGUCUGGGAAGAGGAAGCUGGUGUGAUGAACAUGAUACGAUCCACAAACGCUUAGAUAUUAUUGAAGAGAAGGUAAUAAAAACAGUGGAGCAUCUAGAAUCAGAAGUCAAAUCGCUCCUCAACAUCAUCAGUGAGACAACAUCGAAUAUCCCCAUCGCUCCAGGAACCCCACUUAUAGACAUUUUUGAUGAUACCAGCUGAGCACUGCGAAGACAGAAGACAGCUGAAUGUAACAGUAUGGUUGUCAUAAACAGUUGCACUUUUGUUCAUUAAAUAAGCUUGUGUUUCCAGAUUUUGAGCAGGGAUGAACAAUCUUCAACUGUAGUUUGCCUUCUGUGUUCCUGUGCUUUAUAAUAAACAGGUAUUUGCUUUUA
Messenger RNA from Gymnogyps californianus (California condor), 555 nucleotides. It is a transcript of the gene PLAC9, whose product is annotated as placenta associated 9. The coding region runs from base 92 to 382 and encodes 96 amino acids. The record is from RefSeq and is a predicted model, not a curated record. The transcript is spliced from 4 exons. NCBI's taxonomy places the organism in Eukaryota, Metazoa, Chordata, Aves, Accipitriformes, Cathartidae.